Messenger RNA from Sitodiplosis mosellana (orange wheat blossom midge), 1945 nucleotides. RefSeq names its product ATP-binding cassette sub-family C member 4-like. Lineage: Eukaryota; Metazoa; Arthropoda; Insecta; Diptera; Cecidomyiidae. The record is from RefSeq and is a predicted model, not a curated record. Gene Ontology annotation, cellular component: membrane. Gene Ontology annotation, biological process: transmembrane transport. The transcript has 8 exons. The coding region runs from base 149 to 1639 and encodes 496 amino acids. Gene Ontology annotation, molecular function: ATP binding; ABC-type transporter activity; ATP hydrolysis activity.
AUAUACUUACAUUACACUCAGAAGUGUCUAUCAUCACAUCUACUACUAAUGAAUUCUUCUUUUUUUUCAUUUAAUACAGAUUUGCAUUUAUCGCAGUAUAUUGUUCUUCAGAACAACUUCGCGUGCUUCGAAGAGAUUACAUGAUCAAAUGUUCUACAGCAUUUUGCAUGCGCCAAUGCGAUUCUUCGAUUUAAAUCCAUCUGGUCGGAUUUUAAAUCGUUUCUCAAAAGAUAUGGGUGCUAUCGAUGAAAUAAUGCCAAGAGUGAUGAUGGAAGCCAUCCAAAUAAUAUUAGUUAUGCUCGGCAUACUAGCAGUGAUCGUGAUAGUGAAUCCGCCAAUGAUUUUCGCUUUAUCAUGUGCCAUAGUUUUGUUCGCUCUAAUUAUCAAGCUGUACCUACGACCGUCCCAAGACUUGAAGCGUUUAGAAGGAAUUUGUCGUAGUCCGGUUUUCUCGCACUUGACGGCGACUAUCAACGGUUUGGCGACAAUACGAGCAAGAAAUAUUCAGAAUAAGUUAGCCAAUGAAUUCGACCAUUUGCAAGACGUCCACAGCGCAGUCUGGCAGUUGGCAAUGACAUCGAAUACAGCAUGCGGCUUAUGGAUGGAUUGUAUCAGCACCGCAUUUGUUGCGAGCGUUACAUUUAGUUUUAUUAUUUUUUAUGAAAAUACAUUCAGCGGAAAUGUUGGGUUAGCCAUUUCACAGGCGCUAAUUUUGACCGGCAUGGUUCAAUAUGGAAUUAGGCAAGCAACAGAGACUAUGCAGCAGAUGACAAGCGUCGAACGAAUUUUGCAGUAUACAGACCUAGAACCGGAACAAAGUCCUGAUGAAAAACCACCAUCGGAUUGGCCUAGAACUGGUAAAAUAAAAAUGCAUAAUAUGUCCUUGCGAUAUGACCCACAAGGACCGCCAAUAUUGAAAAACCUUCGUUUGGAGAUUGAAUCUGGUUUCAAAGUUGGAGUUGUGGGUAGAACCGGUGCUGGCAAGAGCUCAUUGAUAGGAGCUCUAUUUCGUUUGGCCCAUGUUGAUGGAAUAAUUGAAAUAGACAAUAUCAAUACUGGGACAAUUGCGUUGAGCAGCUUGAGAGAGAAAAUCUCUAUAAUUCCCCAGGAUCCAGUUUUAUUUUCACAUACAGUCCGCUACAAUUUGGAUCCGUUUGGUCAUUACACCGAUGAUGCUAUGUGGCGAUCACUGGAGGACGUUGAAUUGAAGUCAAUGAUUGAAAGCUUGGACUAUUUUGUAACUGAAGGCGGAACCAAUUUCAGCCAAGGCCAACGGCAAUUGAUAUGUUUGGCUCGAGCUAUUUUAAGAAAUAAUAAAGUAUUGGUGCUAGACGAGGCCACAGCCAACGUAGACCCACAAACCGAUGCGCUCAUCCAGAAAACAAUUCGCGAAAAAUUUAAACAGUUUACCGUUAUAACUGUAGCGCAUCGAUUACAUACCAUUAUGGAUUCCGACCGUGUCCUAGUUAUGGAUGCGGGCAUUGCCAAAGAGUACGAUAUUCCACAUAAUUUGUUACAAAAUGAAGAGAGCAUUUUCCGUGGAAUGGUUGAUGCGACUGGUCCUCAGGAGAGCGAACAGUUAAAGAAGGUUGCAGCGCAAAAAUUCAGUGAAAUAAUAUCGCCAAGUAGUAGCAAAUGAACAUUAGAUGCGAGCAAAUAUAUAGCAAAUAUAUGAAGUCCAAUUGUCAAAACAAAUAUGCAUCCUUUCAAAUAUCAACAAUAUUGAUUAAAGUUUACUUUAAAUAUAUUCGGAUUUUGUCUUGUACCAAAAAAUGUAUUUUUGAAUUUGUGAAAUUAUGUAUACAUAAAAAAUGAUUCAGAAUAGUUAUUACUCUAAAUGGGAGAGGCCGUCAAUUUCUUCUGACUCCUGAAUAAUGUACGGUGUAUUGGUGGGUGUCAGUGCCUGAAAAGAGUUUUUUUUCGAUCAAUACAAAAAACAUGAAAA